Molecule: messenger RNA, 885 nt
Organism: Arachis ipaensis
Lineage: Eukaryota; Viridiplantae; Streptophyta; Magnoliopsida; Fabales; Fabaceae
Source: RefSeq, a predicted model, not a curated record
AUGUUAUCUAUAUUAAACAAAAUCACUUUGUUCUUUGUUUACUGGGUUCUCAUACAACCCUCAUCUCUAAUUGUUCAUACAAAAAAAAAAUCAUCCGAAAAAUUGAGAAAAAAAUUAAAAGAGCUUCAUGUCUUCAUCUUCCUGGGUCUUUCACCGGCACACUCUCAACGAGCUUCUCUCUCAUUCCUAAUUCUGAGACUCAAACUCUCUCCUCUCUCACUGCCACUAGAGUCUCUCUCGGUCUCACCAGAGUCUCUACUCGUUCACACAGUCACACUCACCGGCGUCUCGUUGCUCCUCUCCUAUCGUCGCCGGCGUUUCAACGUCUCGCGGCCUUCCCUGGGCUCCUCCUCGCCGGUGACAGAAGCACUCGUCGGAUCGUCGUCGCUCGUCGUCUUCUGGUUUCAAGUACUCGCCGUCGCGAGUCGCCGUGGAUCGUGGACCGUCGUAGGGUCGUCACUUGCUUCGUCGCUCGUCCUCUUCUGGGGUCGGGUCCUCUUCGUCACCCAGUCGCCCUUGCGCUUUGAGAUAGUUAAUGGUGUCACUGAAGUUGAAGGAAUAGCAGAGGAGAAAACUGCAGGUGCUGAAGAGGACGAAGAAAAAGGAGUACCUGCUUUUUGGCUCAAUGCAAUGAAAAACAAUGAAGUGUUAGCUGAAGAGAUUUCAGAGCAUGAUGAAGGUGCUCUCAAGUUUCUCAAAGAUAUCAAGUGGAGCAGGAUAGACAACCCAAAAGGAUUCAAGCUUGAGUUUUAUUUCGAUACUAAUCCUUAUUUCACAAACACUAUUUUGACAAAAACAUAUCACAUGAUUGAUGAGGAUGAGCCAAUAUUGGAAAAAGCAAUUGGGUGAAGACCCCUUCAAUGGAAAUAAUCAAAUCCAUCUCAG